AUGGUUCAUGCAAGGAUAGUGCCAUGGGCUGACACUGAGGAAUUAGAACAACUGAAGAAUUGGUUCUAUACGGACGAUUCGAGUUCACGCCGUAGGGCAAUCGGGAAAGUAAAAGCAUAUCAAAGCAAAGGUUCACAGUAUCUUCCACACGUAAUUGAUUCUACGGCACAAUUGACGAGUGCCAUUCUAUUGGAUGAAGAAACAAACCGUGCGACAGACACGAAUGUCAUUAAGCUGUCGUACACCAUGGCAUUAAUUAGAUUUGUUAAUGGGAUAUUGGAUCCGAACCAAAGAGCUCAAUUUGCUAUUCCCUUGCAUAUAGUGGCCAAGAAUGUUGGUUUAAGUUCGUGGUUUGUUGACUUGAGACAUUGGGGUACGCACGAGAGGGAGCUACCUGGACUAGACAUGCUGCGAGUGGCAUGUAGGGAAGCACUGGUGUGGUUAUGGGAUCAUUAUUGGAAUGACGAUGCCGUGGAUGAAAAUGAAAGCAGUGAAGAUGAAGAUGAUAGGCGAGUAAAAGACGUUGACACGGAGGGAAUAGAAUCUAACCGGAAGAGACUGGAAGAAUUAAUCUCUUCGUGGCCACAUUUUCUGUCUAUAUUCAGGGAAAAUAAAUCGUAUUGGCAAGAUGAUACAAAAUUAAUCAGUAGUUCGAAUUUUGUCAUUGAAGAACGUAAGCAAAACAAUAGAAAUAGGAAGGAAACCGCAGAAGAAAAGAUGAGUAACUAUAUCAGUGGAUGGAGAGAUGCGUGGAAGUGUUUCAGUAAUGAGAAAUCCAUCUUCAUUGAGGUUUUCAUGAAACAUUAUAAUUCUCUGCUGUUCCAUUUACUUAUGUUGAAAUUGAACACAUUUGAUAUUGAAGUAUUUAAAUGGAUAAUGGUGGAUUACAAGGAACAUCUUGGUGAUACGAAGAACAACUCCUGCUUGAAAAAAUGGUUUAAUAAAUGGGAUGAUUUAGAGAAGAAUCUUAUUAGAAAACUUGUGAAGUACGUUAAUGUAAAAAAUGUGAUAUCUUCAUGGAACGAAUGGGACCAAGCUAUUGAAGAACAUCCAUCUUAUCUGAUGGUGGGACUAUGUGCGAGAUUAUUGCUUCGAGUAGAAGAAUUAGGUAGUAAUAGUAAUGAUUGGAGAAAGAAGAAGAAGAGAAAACAAUCAGAUAAUAGACAUCUUGUUAAAUCGAGACUUCAAGAACAUAUCAAAAGUUUAUCAGAGAAGUAUAGUGAUACUGAAAAAGCGGUUUAUGAGUUAACUAGAGAUGAAAAGUCCAAUAAGGUCAAGCUGACAUCAAGCACGAACGAUAUUCUUGGCGAUUUGAAUAAUUUGAAGAAAAGGAUGGAAAAUUCGAUGUCUUCAUCAACCGAUGAGAAACCGAUACCAGAGACGGAUGAAGAUCUCAAAGACGAUGCUAAAUUAUGGGAAGAGAUUUCCGAUUGGAAACCGAAACCAUUUGGAGUUUUAUAG
Messenger RNA from Kazachstania africana CBS 2517, 1461 nucleotides. RefSeq names its product rRNA-processing protein LAS1 (gene LAS1). Gene Ontology annotation, cellular component: Las1 complex; preribosome, large subunit precursor. The transcript has a single exon. Bases 1 to 1461 code for a protein of 486 amino acids. Gene Ontology annotation, biological process: maturation of 5.8S rRNA; maturation of LSU-rRNA. Gene Ontology annotation, molecular function: endonuclease activity. NCBI's taxonomy places the organism in Eukaryota, Fungi, Ascomycota, Saccharomycetes, Saccharomycetales, Saccharomycetaceae. The record is from RefSeq and is a predicted model, not a curated record.